Kickxella alabastrina is the source of this 1276-nucleotide messenger RNA. RefSeq lists its product as uncharacterized. The transcript has 2 exons. The record is from RefSeq and is a predicted model, not a curated record. Lineage: Eukaryota; Fungi; Kickxellomycota; Kickxellomycetes; Kickxellales; Kickxellaceae. The coding region runs from base 136 to 1212 and encodes 358 amino acids.
UCUUGAACUUUAUUCUUCUUUUCCACAACAUAUUUUUAUUAACCUUUAGAACUUUUUUGUACAUUUUUUUGGUCCUUAAUUUCUUUUUAGCUUAAAAUUUUUACUGACAAUAUUCUUUAAUACUUGCAUUACAAAAUGGGGAGCCACGUGCCUUUGACAGCGCAGGACAUGUUUAAACUUCCAACGACGGCAGAAACAGUUGUGUUUUAUACAUCCCUGGGGAUCACUCUAACAUCGCUAUUCCCCCUUGGCUAUGCCAUUUGUCUCAGAAGCUUUCCGCCUAUAAAAGCACAGCAUGUGGGUAUCACAGUUACAAUCGGUAUCGGCGGGAUCAUUUCUAACAUUACUUAUAAUAUUGCACAAGGAAUGGCUAUGUACAAUGGUGCACUUGGAGCAUGCAGGUUUUGGGGUGCCUGGGCUGUAUUUACAUUUGGUCUGGCGGUGUUUUUGUCUGCCAUUUACAUGCGCCUAGUCCUGUUUUAUCGCGUGUUUAUCUCGGGCAGCACAAAAGCACGUACAGAAAACAAAACUGUUGGAUUUUUCCGCAAAUUCUGGCCUUUCUUUGCAAUGUGGUCACCAGCUCUCAUCACAAGCAUUGUGAUCACUUCGCUCAAGGGCCCACAGGGCAUAUGGCUUCUCGAGGAUCAUGGCCUGCGCGCGUGCGCAUUCAGCGAUGGGUAUUUAAUGUGGAUUUAUGUAUACUUCCUCAUCAUGAUUAUCGCAUCAUGGGUGCUGUAUUUCCGCAUGCGCAAGAUUGCCAAUGCGUUCAACGGCUUUCGUAUGGCCAUCUGGACUAUAGUUGUUUCGACAAUUGUUUUGGUUGUCAGUAUGGUGCUGAAUCUCACUAAGGGCUCAAACUCUCCCUGGGGUCGGAUUGCCAUCGCCUUGACAAACAUGGCCAUGCUUAACGGCUACAUUUGGAUGAUUUUAGGGCCUCCAGUUAUCGGACACAUGUUUUGGCGCGAGCGAACAAUGCGCAAUUUUAUGAACACGCUUCACAAGGACAGUUUCAUUGCUCAGCAAAAAUGCAGUAUAGAGAUGAGUGCGCAUGCUCGCGGACAGUUGGAACACGAUAUGCGCGAAAUUUCCAUAUUUGGUCACAGCGAGUCAUUUAAUGGCAGUGUUAGCCAAAAAGAAGCAAUGAUCGCUACCCAGCUUAAUUACCAAAAUCUAACGCCCGUGUUCACGAAUGAUUUGCGACAAAUGCUUUAGUAUUAAUAAUAUUAUUAAAUACACUUAAAUUUGACGACAUAAAAUGCCAUUUAAAUAACAUACA